Haliotis rubra (blacklip abalone) is the source of this 670-nucleotide messenger RNA. RefSeq names its product putative nuclease HARBI1. The transcript is spliced from 3 exons. The record is from RefSeq and is a predicted model, not a curated record. Lineage: Eukaryota; Metazoa; Mollusca; Gastropoda; Lepetellida; Haliotidae.
UGUAUAAUAUAUGAAUUUAUCAAAAAAAUGUGAAUUAUGGAAAAUGUACUUUUCAGGAUUCCCCAAUGUUCUGGGAUGUGUGGAUGGAACAUUCAUCCGUUUAAUGGCACCAUCUGAGAAUGAAGCAGACUAUUUGAACAGGAAAGGCUUUCAUUCACUCAAUGUUCAGAUGAUAUGUGAUGCGAGAUACAAAUUCAUCAACUGUGUUGCAAAGUGGCCAGGGAGUGUCCAUGACAGUCGCAUCUUCAGAGACAGCUGAAUCAGCAUUGCGUUUGAAAAUGGUACCUACAAGGGAUUACUGUUGGGAGACUCAGGAUAUCCAUGCAAGUCCUACUUGAUGACACCAUUCCUAACCACAUCAUCCCAUGCUGAAGAGAAAUAUAACAGAAGUCACAGUAGAACCAGAGUUUUGAUUGAGCAGAGUUUUGGAAUUUUGAAAAGGAGAUUUUCUUGUUUACAUAGUGGAUUAAGGACAACACCUCAAAAUGCCUGCAAAAUAGUAACUGCUUGUGUCAUUCUACAUAAUAUUGGCAUUGAUAGAAAAGAUAUACAUGUAAUAGAUGUUGAACAGGUUGAUAUUGAGACAAAUGCAAAUGUCAGUGUCCAUAUAGCUGAUGACUGGACUGGUAACAAUGUUCGAAAACACUUGUGUCAGCAGUGUUUUAGUUAG